AUGUCUUUCCAGGACCUAUUGUAUUGUCCUGUGUGGGUCUUCUCCACAGCGGUGCUGGCUCUGGUCGUGCGCCUACAGCGCCGAGCCCGCUGGGAUCCAAAAACCUGCCCCGUUCGCCUCACAGGGAAGACCGCUAUUGUGACAGGGGCCAAUACAGGUAUCGGGAAGUUCAUCGCCCUGGACCUUGCUCGCCGUGGAGCCCGUGUGAUCCUGGCCUGUCGAAGCGAGGCUCGAGGCACAGCAGCGCUAAAUGAAAUCAAGCAGAUUUCAGGAAACGCAGACGUCCACCUACGUCUGGUGGACGUCUCCUCCAUGGAGUCCGUCAGGGGAUUUGCAAAGAGGAUUAUUGAGGAGGAGAAAGCGCUCCACAUCCUUGUGAACAAUGCUGGAGUGUCAGGUUUGCCCAGACAAAUCACCAAAGAUGGGUUUGAGGCUUCUUUUGCCACCAACCAUCUGGGACCAUUUUUGCUCACCAACUUACUGCUGGACCUGAUCAAGCGCUCAGCUCCAGCUCGUAUCGUCACCGUCAGCUCAGCCAACCACUGGAGAGGUCAGGUGGACUUCUCCCAUUUUCAUGGCGAGAACCUUUAUUAUAGCAUGGAUCGAGUGUACAACCACACUAAGCUGCACAACAUCAUCUGUACCAACGAGCUGGCACGCAGGUUACAGGACACAGGUGUCACCGCCAACUCUGUUCAUCCUGGUGUUGUCAUGACAGAAGUGAUGAGACACUAUUCAUUUUGGGUCCGUUAUCUUUUUAACAUCGCUGGUGUUCUCUUCUUAAAAUCACCAGAAGAGGGUGCAGUCAGCACCAUCUACUGUGCAGUGUCAGAAGAACUUGAAGGAGUGACUGGCAAGUACUUUGACAGCGACUGCUCUCUGGUUCUUCCAUCCCCUUUAGCUCGAGACACCGCCCUCGCCGUCAAGGACUUUGAAAUAUGUGAGAGGCUGACGUCAAAGCUCUGAAACACCUGGACUGGAACAACCUCAUCAACUGUGAAGAUGUUUUGUCAUCCAUAACUUUCUGCCCUGCCGUGUUUUCUUCUCCUUGUGCAUUUAACGUGUGCAUAUUUCAUAAAAGUUUAUUUGAUUAUCACCACUUGACAUAUUAGGAAUUUUAUAAAUAAAACUGUUUCCUCAAA
This is a messenger RNA of Nematolebias whitei (Rio pearlfish), 1142 nucleotides long. RefSeq lists its product as uncharacterized. The record is from RefSeq and is a predicted model, not a curated record. NCBI's taxonomy places the organism in Eukaryota, Metazoa, Chordata, Actinopteri, Cyprinodontiformes, Rivulidae. The transcript has 6 exons. The coding region runs from base 1 to 966 and encodes 321 amino acids.